Molecule: messenger RNA, 450 nt
Organism: Oikopleura dioica
Lineage: Eukaryota; Metazoa; Chordata; Appendicularia; Copelata; Oikopleuridae
Source: the annotation of a GenBank genome assembly
AUGGGCAAAUCUGAAGAAACGGAAGAGAAAGCUCCUCCAACGUACCAAGAAAAUGUCGAAGUAACGACCAUCCAACCAAGCUCGAGCAAUGUCAUCAAUCCAGUUGUUGUUGAAACUGCGCCGCAAGUGAUCAUGACACAGCCGCGGACUUGGAAGCGACCAUGGCAGUCGCUGAGCUGGUGUGAUUCUGAAUGCUGUCUCGCAUAUUGGGCUCGACCGUGCUAUCUUGGACGCGUUUACGCAAGAUACGAGGGAGAAGAGUCCUGUUCUGGGCAAACUUGUCUGAGAUGCUGCCUACCUUGGUGCUGCUAUAUUGGUUCCGAGAUGGCCCUCCAGAAUCGACUCGCAGCCCAGAUGGGAAUUCAAACUCCUAAUGGCGGCUGCUGUACCAUGUACUGGUGCGAGGCUUGCGUUUUGGCCUCCAUGUACUACGAGCUCACUGAAAAUUAG